Molecule: messenger RNA, 1068 nt
Organism: Labeo rohita (rohu)
Lineage: Eukaryota; Metazoa; Chordata; Actinopteri; Cypriniformes; Cyprinidae
Product: GTPase IMAP family member 4-like
Molecular function (GO): GTP binding
Source: RefSeq, a predicted model, not a curated record
UAAACCCACUGCCAGUUGAUCUUCUGAAAUCCUUGAAGGAGCAAAAUAACCAGCAGGGAAUCAUUAACAGCACUACAAUGAGUAGGGAGAUACGCAUAGUUUUGGUUGGUAAAACAGGUGUUGGCAAGAGUGCUACAGGAAAUACCAUUCUUGGUGAAAAGAUAUUUGUGUCAGAGUCAAGAGCUACAUCAAUCACUAAACAGUGUGCAUAUGCAUCACAGAUGGUAAACAGAAGGCAGAUUUGUGUUGUGGACACUCCAGGUCUAUAUGACACAAAACUGCCCAAUGAAGAAGUCUUAAAUGAGAUUGUGAAAUGCCUGAGAUAUGCUGCUCCAGGUCCUCAUGUCUUUCUUCUUGUAAUGGCCAUUGGGCGCUUCACUGAGGAAGAGAGAAACACUGUUGAAAUGAUUCACUCAGUCUUUGGCCAAGCAGUGCUCAGCCACAUGAUGGUCUUGUUCACCAGAGCAGAUGAUCUUGAUGAUGUGAGAUUUGAGGAUUACAUUAAGGAGGCACCAGAGCUACAACAAGUGAUAAAUACAUGCGGUGAGAAUUACCAUUUAUUCAACAACAAGAAAACAAAUCGCACACAAGUUGAUGAGUUCAUGAGGAAGAUUGAAGCCAUGAUAAAACAGAAUGAUAACAGCUUCUACAGCCACAACUUGUUUACAAUGGCAAAUGAACUCAACAAUGCUCAAAGAAACCAUGAGGGAAAAGGACAAGAUUAUUGCUGACCUUAAAAGGAAAUAAAAGCAUUACAAAAAGAAACAAAUAAAAGUUGCAGCAUAAUGUAGUAUUUCAUACAAUAUAAAUGUGGCAGAAGAUAUACAAUAAAUGUCAUAUUCUAACAACUAAUGAUUAUAUUAAUCUUUCUGUUAUGAUUGUUUUUUAAACAUACAUGUACACUUUAUUAAUUGUUUUAUUUACCCUGUUGAAAAUGUACCGAUAAUCUGCUUAAUUUAUAGGAAUUUGAUUGGAGUUAGAAGUUUACUGACUCUUACUGCUGCUGUAUUAUUAUUUUUUAGCAUUUUAACCACUGAUCUUUUAAAUAUGCUUGUUUUGCCAUUUUUA